UCGUUCUCUUCGUAGGCGCUGUACUGCACCUGGAGAAUUUCUACACAUGUAAUAUAAUUGUCGUUGGGGGAUUUGUGCAGGGUGAACCGUGUCCCGGCCGACAAAUCCUGCAUAAAAUUGGCACUGGCGUUACAUCCGGUGCUUAUACCUGUGAGACUUGAAUGGCAAGGUUAACAACACCAAAAUCUGCUCUCAGUGAUCGCAUUUAUUCAUCUACUUUUACCAGCUUCUACUACAGAAGAGUACUCUCUGUUCUCGCUCGAAUCAUAGCAUUACCACACCUGCUUUGCUUUGGCACUGUCUCUUCUACCCAGUGCAGGCAGGGUUUGAUCCUCUCCAUCAAAUUGCUGUGAGGAAGGGCUGUCAGGAAUAUGUCUCCCAUCCAGGAAUGCAAUCCUAUUUCAGAAGGAGUCUCCAAAGAUGACUUGGUCAUUCCUGUGAUCGACUUUGAACCCUAUCUUACUGGUACCCCAGCCGACAGACAUGCCGUGGGAAUUUCCAUAACAAAGGCCUUCAAAACGUCGGGAUUCUUAUACUUGAAAAACCACGGAAUUCCUCCAUCGAUUGUGAAGAAUAUCUUCAACACAUCUGCUGGAUUCUUUGGAAGGCCACGGCCUGAAAAGGACAGUUUAGCAUGGACAACCGCGCAAGCGAACAGGGGUUAUACGGCCAUGGGCCGGGAGAAAGUCACCCAGUCCUCCGACAUGGACGAGAUCAAGAAGAUGAGGGAAACAAUCCCCGAUUUAAAAGAGAGCUUUGAGAUCGGCCGUGAAGAUGAAGAGGGGUGCCCGAAUCAAUGGCCCGACAAGAUAGAUGAUCAAGGAAGGGUGUUCACGGAGAUCAUGAGAGCAUUCUUCCUGACAUGCAAAGAGCUACAUAUCAAGAUUAUGCGCGCCAUAGCCCUAGGCAUGUGUCUUCCCGAAAGCUUCUUCGACGAGUACACCGACGCUGGGGAUAACACGUUGAGACUCUUGCAUUAUCCAUCCGUUCCCAAAUCCGUUUUCAGGGACAAUGAGGGCCAAGUUCGCGCGGGGGAGCAUAGCGACUACGGGUCUAUUACGCUACUUUUCCAGGAUGCCCGGGGCGGUCUGCAAGUCCGAUCUCCCAAGGGAACCUUUAUCGACGCUGUCCCAAUUGCCGACACCAUUGUGAUAAAUGCUGGCGAUUUGCUCGCGCGGUGGGCCAAUGAUCAGAUCAAAAGCACGCAUCAUCGAGUUGUGGAACCUCCUCCAAGGCAAGGAGGUGAUGAGAAUUCAGACGUAUAUCCGGCGCGCUAUAGUGUGGCCUAUUUUUGUAACCCCAAUUUCCACAAAUUUAUCGAGGCGAUUCCUGGUACGUUUGGCGGUGAGCUGGGGGCGAAGAAGUAUGAAAGGAUCAAUUCGGGAGAGUAUCUUGUUCGGAGGCUCACGGAGACGUAUUGAUAUCUUGGAGUUAUUCUCACUCCCGAGGUCUAAGUACAAUGACCAUGACCCAAAUAGGAUGAGGAGUCUUUCGAUUCCCUAUUAGCUCGGAAUUAAGCGAUUUGUAUUUCGUCUUGCUGGGGAACUGGUGUCAACAACCUAGUUAAUUUGGCAGUGUUUUUUGUGAGUGAUUAUUUCUGCUAUGUUUGCGGAUGACAUUGGUGCCGCGAUUACUCGGGUUCAACAUUAACAUGCCACAAACAAAGUGAAAUUCUGUGGCCUAGAGAAUGGUUUCCGGCUCUGGCUUUAUUCUUCAAUCUCCAUUUAUUAGUCCUCAAAAGUUGAAGAUGUUAUGAUAAAGAGUUCCA
This is a messenger RNA of Blastomyces gilchristii SLH14081, 1768 nucleotides long. Its product is annotated as oxidoreductase. The record is from RefSeq and is a predicted model, not a curated record. Gene Ontology annotation, molecular function: dioxygenase activity. The coding region runs from base 372 to 1421 and encodes 349 amino acids. Lineage: Eukaryota; Fungi; Ascomycota; Eurotiomycetes; Onygenales; Ajellomycetaceae. The transcript is spliced from 3 exons.